CUUCCUGGCUGCUUGAAGAUCCGCCGCCAUUAUGAAUGACACGGUAACUAUCCGGACAAGGAAGUUCAUGACCAACCGACUACUUCAGCGGAAACAAAUGGUCAUCGAUGUCCUUCAUCCUGGGAAGGCAACAGUACCUAAGACAGAAAUUCGGGAAAAACUAGCCAAAAUGUACAAGACCACACCAGAUGUCGUCUUUGUGUUCAGAUUCCGAACCCAUUUUGGUGGUGGCAAGACAACUGGCUUUGGCAUGAUUUACGAUUCCUUGGAUUAUGCAAAGAAGAAUGAGCCCAAACACAGGCUUGCAAGACAUGGCCUGUAUGAGAAGAAAAAGACCUCGAGAAAACAGCGAAAGGAACGCAAGAACAGAAUGAAGAAAGUCAGGGGGACUGCAAAGGCCAAUGUUGGUGCUGGCAAAAAGUGAGCUGGAGAUUGGACAACAGAAGGAAUAAAGACUCUGCAGUGACUGUGUCUGUGGUGAUUGUGCAGAUUUUUCAUGAGACAGUUAAUAAACUAAGACUUUUUACAUAAAAAAAAAAA
Molecule: messenger RNA, 540 nt
Organism: Balaenoptera ricei (Rice's whale)
Lineage: Eukaryota; Metazoa; Chordata; Mammalia; Artiodactyla; Balaenopteridae
Product: small ribosomal subunit protein eS24-like
Exons: 1
Coding region: 32-424 (130 amino acids)
Biological process (GO): translation
Cellular component (GO): ribosome
Molecular function (GO): structural constituent of ribosome
Source: RefSeq, a predicted model, not a curated record